UAUCCAUUUAGUUAUCCAUUUAGUUAUCCAUUUAGUUAUCCAUUUAGUUAUCCAUUUAGUUAUCCAUUUCAAGGAUUCACACGUGAUUUCAAAUGAUUGGCUUAUGUAAGUUAGUCACCUUAUGGAAAAGCCGUGAGCCUCGGUCCGUUGUCAAUGCAAGUGCCUUGCCCUUUGCCUUUCCCUUUGCCUUUCCCUUUUCUCAAUCAAUGGAGUUAGAUGUGGCAGGGGUUCGUCAUUGGGUACUUGUGUCCCCAGCCUCAACGCGACAAGUCUUGUAAUUAAUUCCCAAAGAGCUCCAUAAUACAGCUUUACCGCUGUCAUUUAUUCACACAUUUUUUAAAAAAAACAUGAAUCUUCUCUGAGGCUUUCAUCCUGUAGACAUGCCGAUACGGGAGGAUAUCGUGGCCUCCGCGGUCUCCUUCUUGCAGGACCCAAAUGUGGUCUCUUCACCGACCGAAAACAAAUUAUCUUUCUUACGAUCAAAACACUUAACGCCUGAAGAGAUUGAUAUAGCCUUUGCACGUAGUGGUUCACCAUCGACUGCACUUUCUCUUUCGCCAGUACACUCGCCACCCGCAUCUGCUCCCCAACACCAGCAACAACACCAACAACAUCAGCAUCAACAACAACAACAACCUCCUUUCUAUGGACAAUACCAAGCCCAACCUUACGGAUGGCAACCACCCCCGUUAGAGCCCCCUAAGAGGGACUGGCGAGAUUGGUUUAUUAUGGCCACGGUAAUGGGUGGUGUCGGAUAUGGUUUAUACUUCAUCACUAAGCGCUAUAUCUAUCCCCUAGUUUCACCUCCUACGCCAGACAGAUUAGAGCAGGAUAAGUCAUUAGUAGAUGAGCAGUUCGAUAAAGCCUUCUCAACUCUUGAGCAAUUGGCCAAGGACACGGACGAAUUGAAGCAAUCGGAGAAGGAACGGACAGAGAAGCUUGACAAGGUGCUCGAGGAAUUAGAGUCAUUCAUGAGAGAUAGUAAAUCAGCCAGUCGGCGACACGAGGAUGAGACGGAGCGGCUGAGAGAAGAGAUGAAGGGCCUCAAGGGCGUCAUCCCCAAGUCUAUGUCGGCGAACAAGGAAUUCACAGACAACCGGCUCAAGGAGAUCACCAACGAAGUCAAGAGUCUCAGGGCGUUGAUCGGCCAGAGAAUGAACAACACCACAGCCACUCCUCCCAGCAGCAUCGCAGUACCACCGCCGCCAGCUAUCAGCUCGAAUGGGUUCCUCAUGCCGUUGGGCAGCACUAUGGGAAUGCCGACAGCCAGCGCAGUCUCGACGCCGGGAAUCGAUAUGAUGGCUAAGGAGAUUGGGGACGCGAAGCAGGCGGUGAGAGAUGAGAGCUCGCCACCGCAGAGUAGCAGCAGCAAACAAGACUACCUCUCAGCCCUCGGAAGUCGGUCCAGCCCUUUCGGGAGCGGGAUGCCAGCUCAGAAAGCGUCGAUUCCGGCGUGGCAGCUGGUAGCGAGCGGCAGGGAGGGCGGCGCGACCGCAUCGCAGCAGCAGGACGGCGCCAACGGCAACAGCUCGUAGGUACUGUGAAGGGCAUCGGUGCCCUGUUUCGAUGGCAGAGUUUAAGAAAGAAAAAGAAAGAUGAUGAUGAAUAGCAUACUCCUCCCUCUCUUUUUUAUAUCUCUCUCUUCGUCUUAAUUCCUGUUCUGUAUCAAGCAGCCAAGGCCCGACAAGGGGAGAGAGGGGAGGUAAAGAAAUUGCCCCGGGUCUUGGAUUCAAAGACUUUUUUGCUCCAAGUGUCCAUGCUAUUUUAUCUAUCCAUCUAUCUAUCGAUCAUAUCUUCUGCACUACGUGUAACAAACCAGAGCCGCCGUCUCGGUCGAUUCGGAUGAGACGGUAAAAGGUUCCCGUCCUAGCUAAUUUACCUAUCUAACUAUCUAUCUAUCCAUUUAUCUAUCUUGGGAGAGAUGCGAGAGGUGGGAGGGUGGUGGAAGAGGGAUGAGAGAAAGAAAUGUAGACGAAAGAAAGUGUAGACGAAAGGAGAUGAGAAGACGAAGAAGAUGGAAAGUGUUAUUUUUAUUUCAUCUUUUGGGUAAAAUGUGUUUAUGGUUCGAUUUCGGGAGGGAUGGGAAUAAAUGAGUUUUUAAUUAAGAUCCAUGUAUCACCAUUGGUAUGCUUUUUUCUUAUAUGUCGUGGGUUUAUAACCAGACUGAUACUGUCAUCCCCCUUUUUUACCACGGGUUUCCCAUGUAUGACGAGCUUUUUUUUUUUUUUUUUUU
This is a messenger RNA of Hypoxylon fragiforme, 2233 nucleotides long. RefSeq names its product peroxisomal membrane anchor protein conserved region-domain-containing protein. Gene Ontology annotation, cellular component: peroxisomal importomer complex; peroxisomal membrane. Gene Ontology annotation, molecular function: signaling receptor binding. The transcript is spliced from 3 exons. The record is from RefSeq and is a predicted model, not a curated record. Gene Ontology annotation, biological process: protein import into peroxisome matrix, docking. NCBI's taxonomy places the organism in Eukaryota, Fungi, Ascomycota, Sordariomycetes, Xylariales, Hypoxylaceae. Bases 381 to 1535 code for a protein of 384 amino acids.